Molecule: messenger RNA, 912 nt
Organism: Penicillium malachiteum
Lineage: Eukaryota; Fungi; Ascomycota; Eurotiomycetes; Eurotiales; Aspergillaceae
Gene: ssn8
Product: cyclin-dependent protein serine/threonine kinase regulator SSN8
Exons: 3
Coding region: 1-912 (303 amino acids)
Biological process (GO): positive regulation of transcription by RNA polymerase II
Cellular component (GO): mediator complex; nucleus
Molecular function (GO): cyclin-dependent protein serine/threonine kinase regulator activity
Source: RefSeq, a predicted model, not a curated record
AUGGCUGCCAACUAUUGGGUCUCGACCCAACGUCGUCAUUGGCUCUUCUCAAGAGAGAAGCUCGCCGAUAUUCGGGAGAGACUACGUGAACGAGAUAAGCUCACUCAUUCACAGUUUCCGCUGCCAGAUCAGCGGCUAUUGAAUAUUUACUUCAACCAACAGCUCAUUAAAUUGGGCAAGCGCAUGUCCACCCGGCAACAAGCAAUUGCCACUGCUCAGGUCUAUCUCAAACGGUUCUAUAUCAAGAAUGAAAUUCGUCAAACAAAUCCAUAUCUUGUACUCACAACAGCCUUCUAUCUGGCCUGUAAGAUGGAAGAGUGCCCCCAGCAUAUCCGCUUUGUGGUAGGAGAGGCUCGCGGACUAUGGCCAGAAUUUAUUACUCCUGAUGUAGCCAAGUUAGGGGAGUGUGAGUUCGCCUUGAUCUCUGAGAUGCACUCUCAACUCAUCGUCCAUCAUCCUUACCGCACUUUGUCCGAGCUGCAAGGCGAGUUAGCUCUGAGUUCCGAUGAAGUCGCACUAGCCUGGUCUGUGAUCAACGACCAUUAUCUAACUGAUCUCCCAUUGCUGCAUCCCCCACACGUGAUAGCCAUCAUGGCCAUUAUUGUGGCGGUCGUUUUCAAACCGGCCCAUCCUGGCAACUUUGGUAGUUCUGCCCAGUCAGCUUUGGCUGGUGCCAUGCGAGAUGGCGGUGGAAUGAACAUGCUAGCGGCUCUUUCGGACAAAUUGGGUUCUGGCCCACCACGCAUUCAGAAACUGGUCCAAUGGCUCGCAGAAAGCGAGGUGGAUAUUAAAGCUGUCAUUGAAUGUACCCAGGAGCUUUUGUCGCUGUAUGAGGUCUGGGAGCAGUAUAGUGAGAAGCCCUGCAAGGAAUUGAUUGGCAGGAUGGUGAAGAGUAAGAACUUGGAUAAGUAA